Alternaria arborescens is the source of this 984-nucleotide messenger RNA. RefSeq lists its product as hypothetical. The transcript has 2 exons. The record is from RefSeq and is a predicted model, not a curated record. The coding region runs from base 1 to 984 and encodes 327 amino acids. Lineage: Eukaryota; Fungi; Ascomycota; Dothideomycetes; Pleosporales; Pleosporaceae.
AUGGAGUCCACGUCCUACCAAGCCGACGCUCUCCCAGCAUCGCCGCUACUCCGUCUUCCUUUCGAGAUUCGUCUCAUGAUAUAUGAGUACCUACUCCUACCAUCGACGACGCCCAUGACCGGAAACGGAACCUCGGUCGCGAAUCUAAUUCCUGACUUCCAUACCUACCUCUCCGAAGAUACGAACAAUGAUCCGUGUACCUUGAGCGUACGCACUAUGGAUCCAUGGCUGGGAGUGCAAGGUCCAAGGACAUGGAGACGAAGGAGUACAUACCAUAUUAGAACCGGGCCCUUCCUAACAACCACAACACCAACAACGUACCGCGUCCUCCUCUCCCCCUACACAUCGCACCUCCGCCACACCGUUCCCUCCCUGCUAUCUCUAAACCACCAAAUCCACGCCGAAGCAAGCAAAAUCCUCUAUUCGACCUACACAUUCUCCUUCCAUACCAGCAUCGAAGCUGCAGUGCCAUUCCUUUCCGACCUUACACCCCGCAGCCGUGCCGCUCUACGCCAUCUCAGCGUGACGAAGAAAGCGCUGCCAUAUAGCAAAGAGUUUGACCGCGCGGAAUGGGCAAGUCUAUGCGACUACCUUGCUACACCGCCGCAGUCUGCUCUCGACGGAACCGAGAUUCCUGCGCCUAUUUCCCUGCGCAGCCUUACUUUGAACGUCAUAUCUGGCAAGCCUGAUCACGGCUGGGAGUCCAUAACGCCCAUCCUGCCCAGCGACUUUGACACCAUGCUGCGUAUGAAGAACGAGUGGCUUGGUGGUCCGCUUGGUGGUAGUGGUGAUUUCGGGGGCAUGGAUUUAGAGUGGGCGGAGCAGGUCAUGGCAAUCAAGGGACUGGAGAGCAUUAACGUGAAGGCGAUGGUGGAGAGGUGUGCUAAUCCUGUGAGUGAGAAACAAGCGUUUUGGAUUGCGUUUAGUAAGAGUGUUGCUGAGGGGGGUUUUGGGGAGUGGAUGACGAGGAGGAUGGUGGUGUAG